Vigna radiata var. radiata (mung bean) is the source of this 699-nucleotide messenger RNA. RefSeq lists its product as uncharacterized. Bases 1 to 699 code for a protein of 232 amino acids. The record is from RefSeq and is a predicted model, not a curated record. NCBI's taxonomy places the organism in Eukaryota, Viridiplantae, Streptophyta, Magnoliopsida, Fabales, Fabaceae. The transcript has 3 exons.
AUGGUAUCAGAGCUUCACCAAGGUGUUUCAGACCAGUUGCAGUUGCAGCGAAUGCAGUUACAGUGUAGGCAGUUGCAGCAGGAGCAAUUUCAGUCGAGACAGUUGCAACGGACGCAAUUGCAGCGGAGGCAGUUGCAACUCGGAGACGUUCCUCACGUUUCAGAUGUUCCUCACGUUUCAGACGUUCCAGACAUUCCUCACGUUUUAGACGUUCCCGACGUUCCAGACGUUCCCGACGUUCCUGACGUUCGAGAUGUUCCCGACGUUCCUGACGUUCGAGAUGUUCCUGACGUUCACGUUCCAGACAUUCCUGACAUUCACGUUCUAGACGUUCCUGACGUUCCUGUUCCACAAGUUCCCGUUCCAGACGUUCCAGAUGUUCUUUCAGAUGUGUCAGAGUACCUUCACUCACACCUUCAACCCGAAGAUGUUCCAGAGUUUGAGCAUAAUGUUUUAGACCUUCACCCAGAUGUUUCAAAAGUUCUUUCAGAUCUAUUUCAGACACUGAGGAAGAACCUGUUUCAGACCUUGAAAGAGGCCAAGGAAGAAGCUCUUUGGGACCUUGAAAGGAAGGAGCUAUUUGAGACAAAGGAAGUAGUUGUCUUAAACCUUGACAGGAAGUGGCAGUUCCAGCAGUUCCAAACACGGAGGAACUUGACUGUUGUUUCAUACCCUGACCUUGUUGUUCCUUAUCCAUAA